Globicephala melas (long-finned pilot whale) is the source of this 4411-nucleotide messenger RNA. RefSeq names its product zinc finger protein 777 (gene ZNF777). Gene Ontology annotation, biological process: regulation of DNA-templated transcription. The record is from RefSeq and is a predicted model, not a curated record. Gene Ontology annotation, cellular component: nucleus. Lineage: Eukaryota; Metazoa; Chordata; Mammalia; Artiodactyla; Delphinidae.
UUGGCGUAUGUGCCCAUGUGUGUUUUUUGAGGGGGAGAAUCCAUAGUUUUCAUCAGCUUUUCAAAGGGGUCCCUGACCCCAGCAUUAGAUGGAAACGUCUAUGGGCAGGACCUUCCCACAGGUCUUUGUUUAAUCUCCAAGCCUCCGAAUCUUAGAGGUAAAGAGGAUUCAGAACACAUACUGACCAGCUGUCUCAUCUGACAGAUGAGGCCUAGAGGCGACCUACAGUGUAGGCGGAAGCCCAGGCUCUGGAGCCAGACUGCUGUGUGACGUUGGGCCAGUUACUUGGCCUCUCCAAGCCUCCACAACUUCCUGUGCUAAGUGUGGAUAAGAAUUCUAGUGGUCCCUGUUUAUAGGGUUUUGUGGAGAGUAAAUUAGAUAAUCCUUUAAAACACAGUUCAUGGCGCAUAAAUGCCAGAGAGUUGUCAGGGCUGACUAAUUAGCCCUCACAUCUGGUUCCCUGCAAAGCUAUUGGGUCGUACCAUCUCAAAAACCUUCUGCCUGAACAAGGCCUUAAAUCUUCCAUCCUUGUCUUAAAAGCGUGAUGCUGUCUCAGUUAAGCUACACAUAAGUGAAUGAAUGAACAAAUGAAAGAAAGAAAGCAACAGAAGGUAUAAAUAGGUUUAGAUGAGUCUUUGAUAGAUGACGCAAGGCACUUCAUUAUUAACUCUAAUAAUUUCUUUGUAACCCGGUCAUUUAUACUAUUCGUCCAGUAGACAUUUGUUGGGCACGUACUGUAUUUCAGAGUGGACACCAGGAAUAUGCUAAUUUUCAAACGAAGAAAAGGGACAUUUCAGUUACUUUAAAGCCCACUUCUGUAUGGCACACAGUAAUCGGCCAUUCAGCAGAUUGAGCGAAGGAAGGGUAUGAGGGAAUGGACAAACAUUGAUAUGGAAGAAACUCCGUUCAGUUCCAGUAAACAUGCUGACAUUCUGGAUAGACAGAUACAGAGCUGGUCACUCAGAAGACCUUGGCUUCACUUCUUUGAUGACACAAGCACUCCCUGAACAUGGACAUGGCAAGGUGGGGAAUGGGGAGAGUGUGAAUAAUUGAAACCCCCUUCAAGUAAUUGAAGGACUCGGUCUUUAUUCUGGUUCUGGUCCCCACCAACCUUGACACAGCUCUCAGAACUGGUUGACUUCAGCUUUGCUUCUGGUCCUUCCAGGCCUCCUUUCCUCCUCUUUCCCCAGCUCAUGAGCCAUGGGGAGGACUCCGGAUGGCCAGGGUCCACCUACCCGCCGGGGACCAUCAGCCCUGGGAACCUUGGCUCCCUCAGGAGAGUCUGAAUGGCCACUCCCACACCUGUCUCAGUGUCUGUCUGUCUGUCUUCUCUGUGUGUAGCAGGAGCCAGCCUGAAUGCACGGUAGCCCGUUCAGCCUCUCCAGCAGGGGCUGGGUCCACUGACCGUGCCUCAAAGGCAAACCUCUACCAUAUCAACCCUUUGAGAAAUGUUAUUAAGUCAACAGUGCAGAUUUUAUCAAGGAGUCUGGGAAGCUUAAGGUACUUGUGUGUCAUCGCUGUUGGACAAAGUGAGGGAAAGAGCAUGGGUACCACGACUGCCUGAUAAUACAAGUAGAAGCGGUGGGACUGGAUGUCAAGCUCACCUUCGGGGUCCAGCAGCUGGACAUGGAGACCCAACGCUCCUCACCUCUGUCAUUCCCCAACGUUGUGCAAGAGGAAACCCCGCGUCAGGCCCCUGCUGGACUCCCUCGAGAAACUCUGUUCCAAUCCCACGUUCUUCCCCCCAAAGAAGUUCCUUCUCUGUCUCCCGCCAUUCCCCGGCAAGGCUCCCUACCCCAGACUCCCAGCGCUCCCAAGCAACAGACUUCUGGCCGAAUGCCGCAUGUGCUCCAGAAGGGACCCUCACUCCUGUAUCCUGCCGCUUCCGAGCAAGAGACUCAGAUCCAGGGCCCCCUGACUUCCCAAGAAGAGGCCCCGUAUCUACCCCCAGCUGCUGCUGAACCAGAGAUCUCGCUUCUCUCCCACUCCACCCAUCAUCAAGAAGCCCCACUCCACUCCCCCGAAGUUCCCGAGAGAGACCCCUUGACCCUUUCCCCCACAGUUCCCGAGACUGACAUGGACCCCCUGCUCCAGAGCCCGGUUUCCCAAAAGGACACCCCCUUCCAGAUCUCUUCUGCGGCCCAGAAGGACACACCACUCCCAACGGCGGAGAUCACCCGCUUGGCCGUGUGGGCUGCCGUCCAAGCGGUGGAGAGGAAACUGGAGGCCCAAGCCAUGCGGCUCCUGACCCUGGAGGGCAGGACUGGGACAAAUGAGAAAAAGAUAGCCGACUGUGAGAAGACGGCCGUGGAGUUUGCAAACCACCUGGAGAGCAAGUGGGUGGUGCUGGGGACCCUGCUGCAGGAGUACGGGCUGCUGCAGAGGCGGCUGGAGAACAUGGAGAACCUGCUGAAGAACAGAAACUUCUGGAUUCUACGGCUGCCCCCGGGCAGCAAUGGAGAAGUUCCCAAGGUCCCUGUGACGUUUGACGACGUGGCCGUCCAUUUCUCGGAGCAGGAGUGGGGGAACCUGUCCGAGUGGCAGAAGGAGCUGUACAAGAACGUGAUGCGGGGCAACUACGAGUCUCUGGUUUCCAUGGACUAUGCAAUUUCCAAACCAGACCUCAUGUCUCAGAUGGAGCGCGGGGAGAGGCCAGCCAUGCAGGAGCAAGAGGACUCAGAAGAGGGCGAGGCGCCUGCGGACCCCAGUGCCGCUCACGACGGCAUCGUGAUUAAGAUCGAGGUGCAGACCAACGACGAGGGCUCUGAGAGUCUGGAGACGCCGGAGCCCCUGAUGGGCCAGGUGGAGGAGCAUGGCUUCCAGGACUCGGAGCUGGGGGACCCGUGCGGCGAGCAGCCGGACCUGGACAUGCAGGAGCCGGAAAACCCGCUGGAGGCGUCCACGGAGAGCUCAGGCGAGUUCAGUGAGCUCAAGCAGAUGCUGGCACAGCAGAGAAACUGCGCGGAGGGCAUCGUGAUCAAGACAGAGGAGCAGGACGACGAAGACGACGAGGACGACGAGGACGAGCUGCCGCAGCGCCUGCAGCCCCUCGGGCAGCUGUCCGGGAGGUACGAGGCCGGCAUGUACCCGCCGCCCCUGCCCGGGGAGCUGUCCCCCGAGGGCGAGGAGAGCCCCCCGCCGCUGCAGCUGGGGAACCCGGCGGUGAAGAGGCUGGCGCCCCCGUCGCACGGCGAGCGGCACCCGGGCGAGAACCGGGGCGCGGCCAGCCAGCAGCAGCGGAACCGCCGCGGCGAGCGGCCCUUCACGUGCAUGGAGUGCGGUAAGAGCUUUCGGCUGAAGAUCAACCUCGUCAUCCACCAGCGCAACCACAUCAAGGAGGGGCCGUACGAGUGCGCCGAGUGCGAGGUCAGCUUCCGGCACAAGCAGCAGCUCACGCUGCAUCAGCGCAUCCACCGCGUCCGCGGCGGCUACGCCUCGCCCGAGCGCGGGCCCGGCUUCGCCCCCAAGCACGCGCUCAAGCCGCGCCCCAAGUCGCCCAGCUCGGGCAGCGGCGGCGGCGGCCCCAAGCCCUACAAGUGUCCCGAGUGCGACAGCAGCUUCAGCCACAAGUCCAGCCUCACCAAGCACCAGAUCACGCACACGGGCGAGCGGCCCUACACGUGCCCCGAGUGCAAGAAGAGCUUCCGCCUGCAUAUCAGCCUGGUCAUCCACCAGCGCGUGCACGCGGGCAAGCACGAGGUCUCCUUCAUCUGCAGCCUGUGUGGCAAGAGCUUCAGCCGCCCGUCGCACCUGCUGCGCCACCAGCGGACUCACACGGGCGAGCGGCCCUUCAAGUGCCCCGAGUGCGAGAAGAGCUUCAGCGAGAAGUCCAAGCUCACCAACCACUGCCGCGUGCACUCGCGCGAGCGGCCGCACGCCUGCCCCGAGUGCGGCAAGAGCUUCAUCCGCAAGCAUCACCUGCUGGAGCACCGGCGCAUCCACACAGGCGAGCGGCCCUACCACUGCGCCGAGUGCGGCAAGCGCUUCACGCAGAAGCACCACCUGCUGGAGCACCAGCGCGCGCACACCGGCGAGCGGCCCUACCCCUGCACGCACUGCGCCAAGUGCUUCCGCUACAAGCAGUCGCUCAAGUACCACCUGCGGACCCACACGGGCGAGUGAGCGCGCGGGCCGCCCCGUCGCCCCGCCCGAGCCCGGCGGGCGGGGACGGGGCGCCUCUGAGCCCCUUUGCUGUGAGCCCCCCUCUCCCUUCGCCCCUCCUCCCAAGGACGCGGGGUAGUGAGACCAGGUCGCUGGCUGCCGCGUUUCCCCGGGGCCCCAGGGGAGGAGCGCGGACCUGGGGAACCCCUUCGGGCUGUUAAUUUCCUUGACAAUAAAAUGGAUGAAACCAAUCAGCACGGGGGGCGUGAUUUGGCCGCCGGCCACUCGGAGGGGCGGGGCGGGGUCACUU